Messenger RNA from Aspergillus neoniger CBS 115656, 1680 nucleotides. RefSeq names its product serine/threonine-protein kinase. Gene Ontology annotation, biological process: peptidyl-serine phosphorylation; intracellular signal transduction. NCBI's taxonomy places the organism in Eukaryota, Fungi, Ascomycota, Eurotiomycetes, Eurotiales, Aspergillaceae. The transcript has 7 exons. Bases 1 to 1680 code for a protein of 559 amino acids. The record is from RefSeq and is a predicted model, not a curated record. Gene Ontology annotation, molecular function: protein serine/threonine kinase activity; ATP binding.
AUGGGAAACUCGCAAGGGAAACAGGUGGCCGCCACCGAUGAGUUAAAUUUGAAUCAGUUUCGUUUGUUGCGGGUGGUUGGCAAGGGUGCGUUCGGCAAGGUUCGCAUCGUGGAGAAGAAAGACACCGGGUUGACGUUCGCGCUGAAAUAUAUUCGGAAGGAAGAAGUUGUCCGGUCGGAAAGCGUACGAAAUAUCAUCCGUGAACGGCGGAUGCUCGAGCACCUCAACCAUGCCUUCCUUUGCAACUUGAGAUACAGCUUCCAAGACAUUGAAUAUAUUUACAUUGUGGUGGAUUUGAUGAAUGGCGGUGACCUCCGCUUUCACAUCUCGCGGAAAUGUUUCACGGAGGAGGCAGUGAGAUUCUGGAUAGCUGAGCUGGGCUGCGCUCUGAGGUACAUUCACUCGCAGGGAAUUAUCCAUCGUGACGUCAAGCCGGACAAUAUUCUGCUUGACUCGGAGGGGCAUGUUCAUUUGGCCGAUUUUAACGUUGCCUCUGACUUUCGACCCGGCAAACCUCUCACAAGUAAAUCGGGAACACUGGCGUAUCUCGCUCCGGAAGUGUAUGAAGGAGGCGGAUACUAUUGCGAAGUUGAUUGGUGGUCACUUGGAGUUACAUUCUACGAGUGUAUCUACAACAAGCGCCCGUUCGAAGGUCGGAGCCAGGACGUGCUCAGCGAAAACAUCAAAAAGGCGCAACCAAAGUACUACGUCACCAACCCCGCGGUCUCCGUUCCCUGCCUCCGAGCAAUGUCGGCGUUUAUGGAAAGAGAUCGGUCGAAGCGGAUUGGUGCGAUCAGCUUUGAGAGCUUCACCUCGCAUAUGUUUUUCGCCGACCUCGACUUUGUUGCCCUGGAGUCGAAGGAAAUCCCGCCUGUGUUCCGUCCGUCCAGCGACAAGACCAACUUUGACGCCACAUAUGACUUGGAGGAACUUCUCUUGGAGGAGGCGCCGCUCGAGGCCAGAGCUCGCCGGCAAAAACCGAGAGCCGAGUUGCGGGAGGAUGCGACGGCUAAGGAAAUCCGCGAGGACGAACUGCAUCGUCUCAUUGAGACGAUGUUUGAGCCCUUCGAUUAUACAAAGGUGAACUACGUAGGGUACGUUGGUCUCCAAGCAAACGGAGAUGGGGAUGCCGUGCUAACCAACAUCAGCAACGCUGCGGAUGCGAUUGCAGCAUCAACAAACCCGGAAGAAUGCCUGCCGAUCCACCAAACGCAGUCGUCAACGCAUUCCCGACAAGUCUCACAGCCCGACCUCUCCAGAAACUCGCCUCCUCUCCGAAACGAUGGCUCUGUCAGUCACUUGACUCAGCCUGACACCCCGUCUCCUCUCAGCGAAACCCCCACCUCGCAAGCCUCGCUACCUCCUCCACCCCCGCCGCCGGCCCCGCCCUUCCACCGUCCCUUGCCACCGACUGCCGUGCGCCCGCGGGGCGCGACCCGGAAACAAAGCAAGGGCGGAGGGGUACAGAUGGUGUUGGAAGAAGCGGGUAGCUGGAGCGAGCUUGCGGAUCAUAGCUCCACCCUGCCUGCCGAAGGCUACGAUACCGGGUCAGUCAAAGGGAAGGGCUCCAAUAGCGGCAUGCUCGCCUUCCUCAGCAGGAAGAAGGGGCGCGAUAGGAGCCCCAAGCCCCAGGAGCCCGGUGUGCUGGGUAAAGAAGGCGCCCGGCAGAUUAUCAGCUGA